AUGGCAGCUAAGUUGAUCAUCUUCACCGUUUGCGUGGCUUCUGCUCUCGCCCAAUACUCUGCCCCCGCUUACAAACCAGCGUUCUCGGUGCCAGUAUACCCAGCACCAAGAGCCUAUGCCCCAGAGCCCGCAUACGCCCCAGCCCCAUACAGCUUCGAAUACAGCGUAAACGACCCAACCACCUAUGACGUCAAGAGCCAAUCUGAAUACGCUGACGGAAAUGGUAACAUUAAGGGAUCCUACAGCCUUUUGGAAGCCGAUGGUUCCACCCGCGUCGUGGAAUACACAGCCGACGACCAGAGCGGUUUCAACGCCGUCGUCAAGAAAAUCGAAGGAGGAUACAAGGCCCCAUACAGCGCUCCCGCCUACAAGGCUGCCUACCCAGCACCAGUAUACUCAGCACCAACCUACAAGCCAGCCCCGUACAAGGCCUACUAA
Messenger RNA from Macrosiphum euphorbiae (potato aphid), 438 nucleotides. Lineage: Eukaryota; Metazoa; Arthropoda; Insecta; Hemiptera; Aphididae. The record is from the annotation of a GenBank genome assembly.